Molecule: messenger RNA, 312 nt
Organism: Exophiala xenobiotica
Lineage: Eukaryota; Fungi; Ascomycota; Eurotiomycetes; Chaetothyriales; Herpotrichiellaceae
Exons: 1
Coding region: 1-312 (103 amino acids)
Source: RefSeq, a predicted model, not a curated record
AUGAGAACCGAAGAACAUUCCUCGGAAGAAGAUUUCUCAGAGGAAGAAGAUGCCCUCACGCCCUUGAGAUCUCAGAUCUUAGGUUGUCUGGAUGGAAUACAUAGUGCAGGGUCUUUCGCAACAUCUGACCACAAUGUCGAGCACAUUCACCCUGGUUUGACUGUCAAAGAUAUCGGUCCAAUCAGACUUCCCUUAUCUUCCGAAGAUGCAAAGGCUCUCAUUCGGGUGAGCAAUCAGGCCCCUUUUGGCAAUAGACGAGACAGUGAGGAAGACCUGGGAGAUCAACGGGAAAGAGCUGUCAUUCGAGAAUGA